AUGAAGUUCAACCAGUUUCUAAUAAUACUUUCGCUAUCAAGUAUGCUAAGAGGAGCUAUUGGAGAAGAAGAAGCUCCAAUAAGAAGGGAUUGUCAAGCAGAAAUUGCCUUGCGAGCUAAAGCCUGCAUGUACGAGAAAAAAACAGAAGACUUUUGUAGUAAAGGUCUUAGAUUCUUGUACUUUUUUUUAUUUGCAAUAACUGCUACAUUUUCUUCAUUUCUUUUUGGGCUUUCACUGCACGCAAAAUAUUAUGCAACUGCGUGUUUUUUUGGUGUUGUUUUUCUGGCAAAUUUUGUUUUUAUAAUUGUUUGUGCCUGUGUGUAUAAGUUUUGGGAUAAUAGAUCAGUUGUGCGGUCACCAGUUUAA
Messenger RNA from Vairimorpha ceranae, 366 nucleotides. RefSeq lists its product as hypothetical. Bases 1 to 366 code for a protein of 121 amino acids. The transcript has a single exon. Lineage: Eukaryota; Fungi; Microsporidia; Nosematidae. The record is from RefSeq and is a predicted model, not a curated record.